AUGGCAUGCAGUAUCCUUGAUCCCAAGAUAUCCUUCUUCCCAAAGGCAGACGGGACAAUCCUGCGAUCAAAACAUGUUGCACCGCCACCACUUUCACGCCCACAGACCGUUGGCCCGAUCUUAGAUCGGGACAAUGUCGAUCGACCGAUCCAGGCCUGGUCGUCGAGCGUCAAAUCAACAUUUUACCCUAACACAGAGGCUAAUGAACCCUCUGUGGUUCCGGAGAAGCCGCCUGAUUUUGCGGAAAGAUAUGUACGCGCUUUUUUGGCGGAGCAUGAGAGGCUGAGGCUUUCGGUGCUUUGGUAUUAUACUCGUGAUGUGCUGCUAGAAGACGAGUUUUUGGCUGGGUUGCAGGAGAAAGCACAGUUGGCGCAGGAAUCGACGGGUUGGGAGUUUGCGGUUAUUGGCAUUUUGGAUGUGGAUGUUUAUGUGAGGUUGGCUACUGUUGGACUUGAGUUGGGGAUUUUGCCAAGGGGGGAGACGCUUUGUGCGCAUACGGUUACUCAACCUCCAGGUGAUGUGUUUCUCUUGCCAAGUCUUAUGGAAGACUGGAGGUUUCAACAAUGCCCCUAUCUCGAGAGUGGUGGGCUCUAUGCGUAUGCUGGGGUACCGCUUCGCUUGAAAACAGAGUCCGGGCACACUGUUGGUCUUGGAUCACUUUGUGUGGCUUCGAGUAAGAGCGAGGAACCAUUGACGAAAGCACAGCAUCAGGCGCUUGUUCGUCUGGCUGAUUGGGUUGUUUCGGAUCUCGUGCAAUGUACGAGAGCGAGGCGGCAGCGAGAAAGACAUCGGAUGUCUGAGCUUCUUGCUAAAGCGCAGAAGGAGACUAAUCAGGCCGUGGCUAUGGAGCCAGUUCUCGAGAUUUUGAAGACUAUCUACCCCGAUGCGAUAAUUCGUCUACAACCAUCUAGAGCAACGCAUGUCGAGUUUGAGGGAUGCGAUCCGAUUCCGGUCUCUGAGCUUAGAGAUGGUCUCUGGGAAGACGUGCAAUACCUCGAUGACUUUAUUACGAAUUCGAAUCACCUCCCCACACCGACGAAUAAACCAGUGCGCAUCGUCGCUUCGCCAUGCGAAAGUAUAUCAGGAUCAUCUCUACUGAUAGUUGCAACAAAAGACUUCCACCUCGUCUUCGACGACGCAGAUGCAUGGUUCAUUCAAGCCUGCGCAGACCUCAUCUCCCAAAUGUGGCGCCAAAGUCUUCUCGCAGAAGCAAUGAUAGCCAAAGAGAAAUUCCUCCGCGCAUUCUCGCAUCACUACGAACUCCAAUCCACGGCAUCCUGGGUUCCGUGGAACUUCUAG
Messenger RNA from Penicillium subrubescens, 1299 nucleotides. Its product is annotated as GAF domain-containing protein. Bases 1 to 1299 code for a protein of 432 amino acids. Lineage: Eukaryota; Fungi; Ascomycota; Eurotiomycetes; Eurotiales; Aspergillaceae. The transcript is spliced from 2 exons. The record is from RefSeq and is a predicted model, not a curated record.